CCAGUGGACGUGGCACAGCUGGCAAUGAUAGCAGUGCGAUCGCCUGCUUCUCAGCCACGUGUUGCCUCUCCCUCGCGGUUGGAUGCUGCAGUACCGCGCGCGGCGCCUGCCACUGGCGUGCGCCACGUGGCCACCUUUGCUGACGUGGCGCCGUUCCUGCGCCAGCUGGCGGAGGAGCAGAUGCAGCGCGUGUUGGAGAGGCACCACGGGUACCUGAUGGAAGCAUUGGACGGGGCGCAGGGGUUUAGGAACACGGCAUUGGACGGGGCGCAGGGGUUCAGGAACACGGAUGACGAGGAGGUUUAUCGCUGCGCAGUGCGGGAGCGACACGACACCACGCACAGGAACACAUAUGAAGAAGAGGUGGUAUCGCUGUGCACUGCGGGCUCAGAAGCAGGCGGUCCACCAUCUCGCCCGCCUCUCAUCUGUCCUGCGGCCAGUCUCACACCGCCCAUCUUCUACCUCCUUACACACGUCACACUAAUCCCUUCCCACCACUCACCCCCACCCACUCCCGGCACAUCCCCCUCCCCUCGCCCCUCUCUCCCUUUUUCGCAGGUGGUCCACCAUCUCGCCCACCUCUCCUCUGUGUGGCGCCCAGUCUCACCGCCCUCGCGUUACCUCCGAGCCAUGAGUCGUCUCGUCUCUGCUGCACUCUCCCGCUGCUGCGCGCAUGUGCUCGCCCUGCCAGACAUCUCAGUGGAUGAGACCGAGCAGCUUCGCAAGCUCUUUGCAGGGAUGCUGACUCGUCUGCCUCCUCUAUUCCACGUGGACCUCUCAGGAGCCAUUGGCAGCGCCCAUGGCGCCACGUCAGCAUCUGUAGCUGCAGCUGCUGACCUGGAUGCUGACGUGUCAGAUGUCGUUGCUGACACAGCAACACUUGAGUCUCUUGUUCCUGUAUAUCGCAAGCUGAAAAGACUAACAGAUUUGCUUGACAUGCCACUAGUGGCAAUCACACAGGCAUGGGAGAGUGGGGACCUGUGCCGCUGUGGUUUCACCUCUGAUGAGGUGCAACGAACCAUUCGAGCCAUUUUCUCAGACACCCCUCUUCGUCGGAACUGCAUUGCCAGGGUGGCAGCUACGAUGCCUCCCACUGCCUUCCAAUGA
Messenger RNA from Closterium sp. Naga37s-1, 1107 nucleotides. NCBI's taxonomy places the organism in Eukaryota, Viridiplantae, Streptophyta, Zygnematophyceae, Desmidiales, Closteriaceae. The record is from the annotation of a GenBank genome assembly.